Belonocnema kinseyi is the source of this 3203-nucleotide messenger RNA. It is a transcript of the gene 14-3-3epsilon, whose product is annotated as 14-3-3 protein epsilon. Lineage: Eukaryota; Metazoa; Arthropoda; Insecta; Hymenoptera; Cynipidae. Gene Ontology annotation, cellular component: cytoplasm. The transcript is spliced from 4 exons. Gene Ontology annotation, biological process: signal transduction. The record is from RefSeq and is a predicted model, not a curated record. The coding region runs from base 87 to 857 and encodes 256 amino acids.
UUAAACUCAGUUUGUGUGUGUGAUACGCGGUGAUACGUGGUGAAACGCCAUAUCUCAUUUCCGAAAAAUAUCCAAAAUCAUCCAGGAUGGGCGACAGGGAGGAUAACGUUUAUCGUGCGAAACUUGCUGAACAAGCAGAGCGGUACGAUGAAAUGGUGGAGGCGAUGAAGAAGGUGGCUUCGCUGGACGUAGAGCUCACCGUCGAGGAGAGGAAUUUAUUAUCAGUGGCGUACAAAAAUGUAAUCGGCGCGAGAAGGGCAUCAUGGCGGAUAAUUUCAAGUAUUGAACAGAAAGAGGAGAACAAAGGGGCGGAGGAAAAGUUGGAGAUGAUUCGACAGUACCGAUCCCAGGUGGAGAAGGAACUCAGAGACAUUUGUGCUGACAUCCUCGGAGUUUUGGAAAAGCACCUAAUCCCCUGCGCGUCAACGGGCGAAUCUAAAGUUUUCUAUUACAAAAUGAAGGGAGACUACCACCGUUAUCUGGCAGAGUUUGCGAUUGGCAACGAUAGGAAAGACGCUGCGGAGAAUUCCCUUGUAGCUUACAAAGCAGCAAGUGACAUUGCAAUGACGGACCUUCCUCCGACUCAUCCAAUUCGUCUAGGACUAGCGCUCAAUUUCUCAGUGUUCUACUACGAAAUUUUGAACAGUCCCGACAGGGCGUGUCGCCUAGCAAAGGCUGCCUUUGACGAUGCGAUCGCCGAGCUAGACACCCUUUCCGAAGAGAGUUACAAGGAUUCCACCCUCAUCAUGCAAUUGCUCAGGGAUAAUCUUACCUUAUGGACCUCGGACAUGCAGGGAGAUGGUGAAGGUGAACAGAAAGAACAGUUGCAGGACGUGGAAGAUCAGGAUGUAUCGUAACUCUAGUUGCAGUGAGUGUUAUUUGCGCAUACAAAUGAAACACAAGAAAAAACUCUUAAUAACGUUUAAGCAAAAGAAAAGAAUUCAGCAGAUGGGAGGUCGGGGUGGGGAUGGGAAGGAGGAGGUCUUUAGUAAUUGCGUGUGACCCUAUGUACGCACGUACGGUUACUCCAAAAUCAUCCAAAAUCACAGAUGUUGAGUUGUGGAGCACGCAAACAAGAAAUAAAAUCAAGUAAUAAACGACACGCACCCUGCGAAAUAGUGAGAUUGCAAGCAUUUAGUGAUGAGGCGAAUGCCGAUUUACGCAUCGGAGAAUUUGCAUCGCGUAUGUCCGAAUUAAAAUUCCUGAAUGGCUGCAUUUCUUAUUUAUAUACAUAUAUAAAUAUAUAUAUGAGGUAUAGUCCUCGGAUAAUUCUCGUCUUUUCCAAGCUGAAUCAGUGGGAGUUAUCCAACGUUAUAUACGGCAGCAUCGACUCUAUGUUUUUUUUUUUAAAGGGUUAAUAAUUUCCCUCUUACGUAUUUUUAGAAUCUUGAUGAGCUAUUAAAAUUAGUACAAGUAUUUUUCCUGCGGAUAAACUAACAUGUUCGACAUCAAUUCACAUUAUUCUUCUUUUUUUUUUUAUAAUGUGCAUAGAUCGUCUGUACUUUAUCAUCAGUAUUUCCUAAGGCGCGAUUAAAAUGAAGAAGAAAACAAAAAGUAACGUAUCACACCUACUAUCGACUUCCCGAGUUCGUGUUAAUUUCUUUCUUUCUUUUUUUUUCUUUCAUUGUUCCACUGUUUUUCCGAGAGGUUGGAUCAACGGUCGAUUCGCAAAAGAACGUCGUCACCGUUUUUCUUUCCUAUACAGAGAAUUUUUGUUACCUAAUUUCAGGUUAUUGUAUUUUGCUUUCGCGUCCAUGUUUUUUUCAUCAGAUUUGGAGUAACAUUUUACCGGUCUUUGGCCACUGACAGAAGUUUGCACAAGAUCAAGAGACGGGGACGAGAAGAAGAAGAAUUGACUGGGACUGACUUUCGAUAGUCGUGUUUUUUUUAAAGCAUUUUUCGUGGAAGGCAGUACAGUAAUCUGAAAUGAAUCGAAGCUCAGGAAGGAAUAUACGAAAUAGCUUGGUAAGCUUUCCGUGCUGCUUCAAUGGCGGGGGAGUGUUGUUGUUGUUGUAACACGUUCGAAUCGGUUUAAAUUGCCAGAAAACAACCUUUUGUCGUUGAGACUAAACUUCUGUAGAAUUGUAUUGAUACCAAAACCUAGCGUGUUAGUCGACCUGUAAUGAGAAUGUACGUUUGCAUACGUCCUUUAUGUAAACUGUAUCGGUAGCUGUGGUACGAGAAAUGACAGAAUAAAUGGCUCUCUGUACUCUGGUUUGUUCUCUCUUCUUCUACAUUAUUUUUACCGACUAAGAUCCGCCUGCGAAUAAUUUUCCUUACCAGCAUUUUUUUCACCAACGAGUAUUUUCCGUCAAGACAAUACUGUAGUCUCUUUUUCUACGAAGUCUAUCAACUUUUUUAUAUUUUUUUUAUCGCGAAUUAACGCUAAACGUGGAACAUUCGGUUCGCGUUGGAAGUACGGAAUUGACAAUUUAUCUGACAUAUUUAGACACUCGAUGUUAUUCGUUUUCAACUUGGGAUUUUAACUUGGCGUACGCGAGCAAUCAGCAAGAGUCGCCUCUUGUGCAAGCUCGACUUGGCAAUUAAAAAUAAUGAGGUUUUAUUGAUUGAAAAGAGUUUGAAAUGAAAAGGAGAGGUCGCGAGAUGUGCGUCGCUGAUUUGACUGGGUGAAGGCACAUCAAAAUCCAUCAAGUGCGUAGCUUUUCUUUUGAUUUUGGAAAGUUAAGGUCCAUUAGAUUGAAAGAAAAAAAUACGCACCUAAUGGAUUUUGAUGUAUUUUUGUCCAGUCGAAUCAGCGACGCAUAUCUAGCGACUUUUCCUUUUGAAUAAAAUAAAUUAGAACUCCGAUAGUAGUUCUAUUUUUCAAUUAUGAAAAUUCUGUCUCGCGCUGAUUUUGAACUCGGAACGUGAUUUUUGUUCGCGAAUCUGAUAAUUCAGUGCAUGAUUUUGAUAGAAUGAAGCGUGCGAAGAGGCGAAUCGAGAAAAAUGCAAUUCACGUUGAAAUUGGUGUGUCGCGUGCCCCUGCAUUUAAGUAUUAUAUCAGUAAUAUCGAUAAUUACAUAAAGAAAAUAUAUUACAAAGAAUAACAGUAAAGUAAUAUUGAUAAUAUUACGCGUAAGAAUAUUAAUAAUUUUAAUUGCGUAAGGAGUCGAGCGAGAUUAAUUAAGGUAAUCUUUUGCAAUAGGAAAAAACAAAAAAAAACAAUCAUUGUACAAUUACACAAAAGAAAAAAGAAAAAAAAA